Messenger RNA from Oncorhynchus keta (chum salmon), 1394 nucleotides. RefSeq names its product leucine-rich repeat-containing protein 28-like. The record is from RefSeq and is a predicted model, not a curated record. NCBI's taxonomy places the organism in Eukaryota, Metazoa, Chordata, Actinopteri, Salmoniformes, Salmonidae. The transcript has 6 exons. Gene Ontology annotation, molecular function: protein binding. The coding region runs from base 43 to 498 and encodes 151 amino acids.
CUGCUGAAAGAUGAAGGACUACAGUUUCUACAGAGGCUUUAUAUGAAGAGGAACUCACUCACCACGCUGCCGGAUAAUCUAGCACAGAAGCUCCCCAAUUUAAUAGAGCUGUAUCUGCAUUCCAACAAUAUAACCUGUGUUCCUGAAGCUAUAGGUAACCUGUCCAGGCUGCAGUCUUUAGACCUGAGUGACAACGCUCUGCAAGUCAUCUGUCCGGAGAUCGGCAGGCUGAGGUCCUUACGACACCUGAGACUGGCCAACAACCAGCUGAAAUACCUGCCUCCAGAGAUUGGAGCCCUGUGUGACCUAGAGACCCUGGAUGUCAGUAGGAAUGUGUUGGUGUGUCUCCCAGAGCGGCUGCACCAGUGUCUGUCUCUCCAGUGUCUCACUGCUGACAGGAACAACCUGACCAGCUUCCCCAGACAGCUCUGCCAACUCCACAGCCUCAACGAGCUCAGUAUGGCUGCUAACCAACUCACCUCUCUACCCCUAGGUUAGUAUGGGGUCAGAGGUCACCACAGCCUCAACCAGCUCAGUAUGGCUGCUAACCAACUCACCUCUCUACCCCUAGGUUAGUAUGGGGUCAGAGUUCACCACAGCCUCAACCAGCUCAGUAAUGCUGCUAACCAACUCACCUCUCUACCCCUAGGUUAGUAUGGGGUCAGAGGUCAACACAGCCUCAACCAGCUCAGUAUGGCUGCUAACCAACUCACCUCUCUACCCCUAGGUUAGUAUGGGGUCAGAGUUCACCACAGCCUCAACCAGCUCAGUAUGGCUGCUAACCAACUCACCUCUCUACCCCUAGGUUAGUAUGGGGUCAGAGUUCACCACAGCCUCAACCAGCUCAGUAUGGCUGCUAACCAACUCACCUCUCUACCCCUAGGUUAGUAUGGGGUCAGAGUUCACCACAGCCUCAACCAGCUCAGUAUGGCUGUUAACCAACUCACCUCUCUACCUGUAUCACCUCUAUCAGAAUCCUAUUGGACCCUAUAUGAUUCUCACAUCCUAUUGGAUGUUGUAUCACCUCAUCAGAAUCCUAUUGGACCCUAUAUGAUUCUCACAUCCUAUUGGAUGUUGUAUCACCUCAUCAGAAUCCUAUUGGACCCUAUAUGAUUCUCACAUCCUAUUGGACCCUAUAUGAUUCUCACAUCCUAUUGGAUGUUGUAUCACCUCAUCACAAUCCUAUUGGACCCUAUAUGAUUCGCACAUCCUAUUGGACCCUAUAUGAUUCUCACAUCCUAUUGGACCCUAUAUGAUUCGCACAUCCUAUUGGACCCUAUAUGAUUCUCACAUCCUAUUGGACCCUAUAUGAUUCUCACAUCCUAUUGGAUGUUGUAUCACCUCAUCAGAAUCCUAUUGGACCCUAUAUGAUUCUCACAUCCUAUUGGACCCUA